Funneliformis geosporum is the source of this 2835-nucleotide messenger RNA. The record is from the annotation of a GenBank genome assembly. NCBI's taxonomy places the organism in Eukaryota, Fungi, Glomeromycota, Glomeromycetes, Glomerales, Glomeraceae.
AUGUUUCUUGACGACACAUCUUCAAAAGCCUUAAAGAAAUAUCUUAGUCACCAUUUGGAACCAAUUUGCGAUGCAGAUCCCAAGGUUUUGGCUGACUAUGUUAUUGCUCUUUUAAAACACGACAAACCUGAUCAGGAUUUAAAACAGCUAUGUAUAGACCAACUUGACGACUUUUUAAGAGGAGAAACCAGACCUUUUGUUGAAAAAUUGUUUGAUGCUUUAGGUUCACAAGAAUAUCUUGGCGAAAGAGUUGCAUUAACUGCGAUUCAAUCACAACAGGAAUCAACUAUAAAUGCAAGCUCAUCAUCGACAAAUAAUUCAAUUGUUGAAGGUAAAUCAACGAAAUCCCAAGAGUUGACAUCAGAAAAGGUUGAUAGUCAACCCUCAAAGAUGGGGGUUCGGAAAAGAGAAGAUAGCGAAGCUUCGGAUGAUGAUGAUGAUAGAAAUUACAAGCACAGAGAGAGAGGCGGCGAGAAUCGAGAUGAUUAUCGUCGGUAUACUGAUCGAUCUGCUAGCUUCUCGAACCGAGAAGACGAUAGAGACUCAAAAAAUAAGAGGUUUCGUAGUAGCGAAGGUAUUCCCACUGGUCCUGCAUCAGGAGGAUCUCAAUAUAAUAAUAAUUUUCAAGAUGAUCGAUCUUUCAAACGGCGUCGUGAUGAACCUGAAGAGGAAUUUCGUUCAAAUAAAAUUCCUCGCAAUAAUUCAUUAGGAACUAGUCAGCCUAUAUCGGGAAGUGGAAAUGGUUACGUUUCUAAUAAUGGAAUGAGUGGAGGAAACGUUCGACGUGCUGAAUUUGAAAGAGAUAAUAGGAUAAACAGGAAUUUUCCUUCUAUAUCAUCCGGUUCUCCGGGUUCAAGCAUAAGUUCUGGUCGGUGGGGAAAUGAAUGGGUUAAUAAUGGAAUGAACUCUCCAGUCAAUGAUCGUUUUGAUGAUAGGAGAAUUCGAGGUGGGAGGUUAAGUGAGCGUGGAGGAGGUAGAAGUGGGCCCAUGGUUGUAAAUCGUGGUUCUGGUUAUUCUGAUGUUAGGCCUGGGAGACGUCAACGUUGUCGUGAUUAUGAUGAAAAAGGUUAUUGCAUGCGUGGUGAUCUUUGCCCCUUUGACCACGGUGUAGAUAGGAUUGUUGUAGAUGACGUUCCAUUGAAUAGACCAUUUGACAUUAUACCUCCAAUGGCUGGUACUCCAUUAACUGGUCCAGUUGGUAUAAUGAGUGCUGGCGUUCCUUCGAGACCACCGUACUUUAUGAGUACUGCUGGUGUUCGAAAUCAAUAUGAUCUUGAUCCGGGAUAUUCCGGUCAAACCUCAAGAUCUAUGACACCAACAGCAGAUGCUUACGAUCCUGAACGUGCUACGUUAUCGCGUCCAGAAGAAUUGAUUUCUGUGAUAGAACCAAAGGAGAAUGAAGCUUCACAAACUUCUCCUGAGGCCGCUGUAACUGAAUCAACUCUAUCGUUAACAGCACCAAGCGUUCCACAAUUUUUAGAUUCAAGUCUCGGUAUUUCUACUACUAGAGGUACUACAUUUAGAGGGCGAGGUCGUUCUCGUGGAAGUCGUGGGGGAUUUAAUGCUAAUAAUAGAUAUGGUAGUAGUGCAAAUAAAAAUGCGACAUUAGUGGUUGAGAAUAUACCGAAAGAAUUCUGUACUCUUGAUAAAGUGAAUGAAUUCUUUAAAAAGUUUGCUUAUAAUUCUCCGGAGCCAAUUUUUGAUUAUCGAUUUGUUAAAGUAUACUGGUAUAAGGAGAAAGAAGAGCCACAAACUUCAACUACCACAAUACCAAAACCAGUUUCCCCUGUAAAACCAGAUCAUACCAUUGCUCAACCAGAAAUUUCACCACCAGCUAAUGCUGCUGAAAAGAAAGAGGCUGAAGAAAAAGCUAAAAAACAAAAAGAAAGUCUUAAGGCAAUGCUUGAGAUUCAAAAACAAAGAGAGCAAUUGAUCAAUAGACAGAUUGAAGAACAAAAGAAAUUGAUGGAACUUGCUAAAAAGAAAAAUGUGAACUCCAAAAAUCGAGAAGAAGUUCUUAAAAGUUUGAGCAAAGUUUCUGAAGAUAUUAAGAAUGAUUCGAAUGUACCUGUUCGAAAAACUUCUUUAAGCGGAGCCAUUCAUCCUAAAAGUUUAUUGGAAGAAAAAGAAAGGGAACAGCUAGAUAGAGAGCUCGAUAUUCUAAGCAAAAUAAAUGAAAAUAGUGCUGCGAAUGAACCGUCAACUUCAGCAGUGUCAUCUGUCGUUAACGCACAGUCCAGUACUGAAACUAAUCUCGAGACGAAUACAUCAGCAGCUAGCUUAAUUAGUUUUACCGAUUCUGCUAUUUAUCGAGGACGUGGGCGGGCUGUCUUUUAUCGCGGUAGAGCUCGUGGAAGUUGGCCUCGAGUCCGUGGUGGAAGUGCUAUGCGUUCCUAUAAACUUGAUAAUCGCACAUCAAAACUUUUAUUAAAAGAGGUCCCGGCAGGGUCUACUGAUAUUCUUCGAAAUUAUUUCCAACAAUUCGGGGAACUUGAAACCUUUACAGUUACCGAAGAAACACGAACAGCAAUUGUACAAUUCAAAAAUAGAAAGGAUGCUGAACAGGCACUUGUGAAAGGUUCCAAUAUUCCUGACGUUGGUCAAGUACAAAUGACAUGGCAUACAGAAACAAGUUCUGCUACUCGUCCUGCAGAAGUGACGACGACGGUGACAACGAGCUCUAAUACUGUCGAUAAUAUUGCAGAAGUAGUUAGUGAUAUAACAGAAUCUCAAAUAGUCGAUACUGAAUCUUCAUCAGUGUCGCAUAACGUUACAGCAGAUUUUCAAGCAGAAGAUGAUGAAGAUGAAGAACGAGAGCGUUCUUGGAAACGAUAA